Messenger RNA from Dermacentor andersoni, 4081 nucleotides. RefSeq names its product phospholipid-transporting ATPase ABCA3-like. The record is from RefSeq and is a predicted model, not a curated record. Gene Ontology annotation, cellular component: membrane; intracellular membrane-bounded organelle. NCBI's taxonomy places the organism in Eukaryota, Metazoa, Arthropoda, Arachnida, Ixodida, Ixodidae. Gene Ontology annotation, molecular function: ATP binding; ATP hydrolysis activity; ABC-type transporter activity. Gene Ontology annotation, biological process: transmembrane transport; lipid transport.
UGCUCGGACUAGAGUAGGUACCGCGGCGUGUUAUGCACACAGCUGCUCGGCAGGAACCCGUGCACGCAACGCUGAAGCCAGAGCGCUGCUCUCUGGCCCUGUCGCCUUCGAUGCUUUUGCAGCCAAACGCGCUUCGCGACUCCUGAGGCCUUCUAACCCUCCACGCGCGAGCCGUUCACGCGCCGUCGAUGCCAGGGCAGCACGACGGCAGCGUCGACGGAACGAACGCGCCUCGAGUAUUCGUGAUUAGCCAUCAAAAUAAAGUAAAAUAAAUGAUGGGCAUGAUGCGCCAGCAGAAGUUAAUUAUACUGGCUGCGAGCUGGGGCAGACUAUUCAAGCACGCAGAAUGUUCAAACCCGCACGAAGCACCCGAAAAGGUUAAUCGCUUCAUUGCUGACGAUACGCAUCACUUAUAAACAAGGUAGCGCUUGCACUAAAGUGGUAGUUUGUUGUGCUUGAAAUUUGCUGUCGCAGCACAAAGAUACAGAAGUGCAUUGGUAUUCGAGUGCUGCAAGAGGAGGCCCAAAAGUGAAGCUGUCAGAGGGGACAUCCGCAAUUUAGCCACAGUUAAUGUCCAUACUCCUUGUCACUCCCGUACAGAGCUGCAAAAAAAAAAAAAAGAACGAAAAAAAGAAAGGAGUCGCGUACAGAAAUGUCUGCUUCGUGACUUAAGGGGAUAUGAAUUCAUACGAGACAUUUACUCUACCUCUACUCUUCGAAGCAGACGGCUGAAUAUUCGCUUGGGAAUAACGCGAGUGUAUUCCCUGUGCACGAUGACCCCCCCCCCCCCCCCCCCCUCGUCGCAGUGUCCGAUGCCGGCGAGCCCAGCCGCACACGCGUCAGGAACGCCCUGCUGUCGGCCAAGCACCUGUACAUCAUCCUCUGGAAGAACGUGUACGUCAAGAGGCUGUGUCGCCACUACAUGGCCACGCUGGUCGAGAUCGCCCUCAUCGUGGCCCUGCUGCUGGGCAUACAGGAGGACUCCGUGGCCCGGGAACCGUUUGUCAGAAGAGGCGACACGUUCUACCAGCCCAUGCACACGAACACCUUCUGGAACACCCAGCGUGACCUGUCCUACAUUCGGGAGGUCUACUACUUCGCGGCCAAGAACCAUUACAUCAACCGGUUGACGCGGGACGCCUUCCACAGGCUGGGCGUCGUCGCCGUGACCGAGGUGCCCACCGAACGCCAGUUAUUCAACAUGCACGAAAAGGCAAUUGCUGAAAACGAUACAAAGGCUGUGUCAUCGGUGCUGCUCCUCUACACCAGCGUUACCAGCAACGACACCCACUUGCAACCCGCCAGCCUUCACGUCUCGUUCCUCGCCGGCAGGCUCCCAUUUGACGUGCAGGUGAACUACCGGCAGCGCCUGCUCUCUGAGCGCGAGGGUCCCUCAGCGGAGGAGCGGUUCCCCGAGAUGCACACCCUUCUGCCCAUCAUGGGAGCGCUGCAGCAGCGCCACCUGGAGAUGCAGGCCGAGAUCGUCGGGCACAAGGAUCCGCUGAAGGAGGUCACGCUGGUGAGGUUCCCGUUUCCCGCGCACAUUGAGCACCACGACCAGAAGAACUACGCCCUGGUGCUGACACGUUUCUGCAUCGGCAUGCUUGUGCCCUUCUGCCUUUUCGUCGCCAGGCUGGCCGACGAAAAGGCCACCGGCGUCAAAGAGAUGCUGCGUGUGGUGGGCGUGAACGACUGGGUCUACUGGGCGAGCCACUACCUCAGCUCCUUCUUCAUGCACCUGAUUGUCGUGACGCUGAUGUUGCUGUUUAUGUGCGUCAAGCGCAACCAUGAAGGGCGCGCCUUCAUACAGUUCAGCGACCCCUUGCUCCUGUUCGUCAUACUGAUGUUCUUCUGCAGCCAGUGCCAAGUGCACGGAAUGUUCCUGUCCUUGUUCUUCGCGAACCCGCAGUCUGCCGUCGCGGGCGCGCUUCUCUACUGGACAUGCAGCUGUGUGAUGCCGUUCCUGUUCCUGGAGCACGCUGGAGGACUGGGCUACUACUACAUCGCCCGCAGGAACAAGUUGUACACGGCUAUCUUUCCCGGCAUGAGCCUCCACUGGAGCUUUCGAGUUCUGGAGCGCUUCGAGAAGUUCGUGCCGAACGGAGCCAACUGGCUGAACUUCUACGACCGCUCCGCCACGCCUGACAACGUGACGCUCGCGGAGAUCGUCUUUGUGGGGUUCCUGUUCGACUGCUUUCUCGGCAUUCUCAUAUGGUACCUCGACAACGUGAUUUCGCUCGGCCCGGGCAUUCCAAAGUCCUACCUGUUCCCGUUUAAGUCCAGCUACUGGUUACCAACCAUGACAGUGGCUCCGGCGCCAUCGAGGACGGCCGGCGAGCUGAACAACUUCGAAGAGGGGCCCAUGGACCAAGUGGUGACCAUCGACCUUGUUCACGCCUGCAAGGACUAUGAUGGCGUCGUAGCCGUGGACGACGUCUGCCUGCGCAUUUUCGACAACCAAAUCACGGUGCUUCUGGGACACAACGGAGCCGGCAAGUCGACGCUGCUCAACAUGAUCACGGGUUUCCUGCCCUCUAGUACUGGAGCGGUGUUGGUGAAUGGCUACAACAUAAUGACCUGCACCGGCGAAGCCCGACAAAGCAUGGGGUACUGUGCCCAGUACAACGUGCUCUUCGAGGACCUGACCGUCGAAGAGCACGUGAUGUUCUUCGCUAUAGUGAAGGGCGUGCCCCUGACUAAAGCGCGACAGCAAGUCUUCGACCUGCUGCAGGACACCAGCCUGUACAUCCAUCGCACCGUGCUUGCCGUCGACCUCUCGCCUGGCCUACAGCGCCGCCUCUGCACAGCGCUGGCCAUCGUGGGCAUGCCCAAGGUGGUCAUCCUGGACGAGCCAACUACCAACAUGGACUCGGACGGACGGCGCGAACUGUGGGAGCUGCUGCUGAAGCUGCGGCGCACCACCUGCGUCCUGCUGACCACCCAACACUUGGACGAGGCGGACGUGCUGGGAGACCGGAUCGCAAUCAUGGCCAACGGACGUAUAAGGUGCACCGGCUCAUCGACGUUCCUCAAACAGCGCUUCAGUACUGGCUACCGCAUGCAGAUCAACAAGCGGCCAACCAAGUGCAACGUGCCGGCCGUCGUCGAGCUGCUGCGCAAGUACGCGCCGAAAGCGCGCGUACAGAGCGACCGUGCCAACGAGGCGGUCUUCCUUCUGGGACAGAUCAUCGCCACGAAGAUCAUCAUUGACAUGUUUAAGGAUAUCGAACAACGGACAAAGGAACUCGGCAUCGAGUCGGUGGGCCUGACCGUGACCUCCCUCGAGGACGUCUUAAUCCGCGUGGGAGAGGACCACCACGUGCACCGCCAGCAGCGAGCUGCGCAGGCCACCGAAGAUGACGCAUCGCUCAUGGAAGCCAGAGUUCCCGUGGUGGAGAACAUGGCCGACACGACGUCCUCGGAGGCGACCCUGCUGGCUCGCCUGCGGGCCGUGUUCACCAAGCGCGCCAUCCACGUGUGGCGCGAGAAGCGGAUGCCGCUCUUCAGCUGGUUGCUGCCGCCGGUGCUGCUGUGGCUGCUGUUCUUGCUCGAGUUCUGGGGCCUGCAGGGCAGCGUGCGCGACGUGCGAAACGUGGACGACAGGCUCAGGUACACCUUCCCGGAGGUCGUCGUGUUCGCCGUGGGUUUCUCGCAGGCCGACAAAGAGGAGGAAUUUCGCAAGCGCUACUUGGAGCCCAUGUUCAGUAAUCGGCGCCAAUACUUCAUAAGAGACGUAGGUGCGGAUGCGGACAUUGCUCGCGGUCUUCUGGACUAUGCAAGUGGCAACUUCUUCAAAUACGUCUUCAGCGUCCACUUCGGCUAUCAGAUUACCAAGGCGGCGGGGUACGUCGCUCUUUGACCGUAUGCAAACGCUGUUGCGUCUCAUGCCAUGACGUCAUCAACGUUGUUACGAUGACGCUAAAUUAAGGGCAAUGCUCCUCGUUGCUGUACGAAAAGAAGUACCUCAGUAUGUUUUUAAAUGCACACGACAAGGUUCUUCCGAUACACUUAAUCCUGAUUUAAGAGCCUAGCGAGUGCAUUAUUUUUAGCCCUUAGGAAUAAAGUUUCGUUUUGAGUUGCG